GACCGAGCUAGUUUAUCAGCAAGUUGUAAGAAAUGGAGGGUUCUUGGUAACUCCCCGUGUUUGUGGACUUCUUUGGAUCUUCGUUCGCACAAAUUCGAUGUCAAUGUUGCAUCUUCACUUGCUUCUAGAUGUGUGCAUCUACAAAAGCUUAGGUUUGGUGUUACUGGUACAAAGGCUGCUGAAGCACUACCUCAUCUUCGAGCUAAGAACUUGCGCGAAUUAAGCGUUGAAAUUUGGGACGCCGAUAUAGAGGCUGCUUUCAUUGUUGCCCGGCAUGAGUUACUCCAGAGUCUUCAGUUUGGACAAGAUCUUUUUGGCUACAAUAGUAUUACUAGUGAUGGUAUAAUAGCAAUAGCUCGCGGCUGUCCUAGUUUGAAUCAACUCAGGCUCGCAGGCAUUGUGGAUGUAAAUGCUGAUGCUAUUAAUGCAUUGGCUACCUAUUGUCCAAAGUUGACUGAUAUCGGGUUCAUCGACUGCGAGAGUGUUGACGAGCUUGCAUUGGGAAAUGUGCAAUCGGUUCGUUUCCUUUCUGUUGCGGGGACAUUAAGUAUGAAUUGGAGUGUGGUUUCACAUCUUUGGCAUAAGCUUCCUAACCUGACUGGAUUAGAUGUUUCUGGAACCGAUAUUGGUCCGUCUGCUGUUCCAAGAUUGUUAUCCUUAUCACUAAAUUUGAAGAUUUUGAUUGCUUUGAGUUGUCGUAUCCUCGAAGAAGAGACUAGCUUUUCUGCUAGUAAAUAUAAAAACAAGUUGUUGAUUUCCCUAUCCACGGAUAUUUUUAAAGGACUGGGUUCUUUAUUUUUCGAUAAUACAAAUAGAGGAAAUAAUGUGUUUUUAGACUGGAGGACUUCAAAGAGUAAUAAUGAUGAGGGUGUUGAUGAAAUUAUACCUUGGCUUGAACGGAUGCUAUCAUAUAAUUUUUUUGUUCUGCUGCUGAGAGCCCUCAACAGGGAGAGUUCUCAAGAGGAUGUUCAGGAGAUGGCAGCCACAGGCCUUGCAACCUUUGUUCUAAUGGAUGAUAGCAUUAAUUGUGGAAGGGCUGAAGCAGUUAUACGAUAUGGUGGUAUACGCCUCCUUCUUGGCCUUGCGAAAUCUUACAGGGAAGGGCUUCAGUUGGAGGCAGCUGAAGCUAUUGCGAGGUUGUCCACAAGUGCUAAUGUGGCGAAGGCGAUUGUAGAAGAGGGUGGGAUUGAAAUUCUCAUUAGUUUGGCUAGGUCAAUGAACAAACUGGUGGCCGAAAAAGCUGCUAGAGGAUUAUGGAAUAUCUCUAUGAGAAGAGCACAAGGGUGCAAUUGCUGA
Trifolium pratense (red clover) is the source of this 1296-nucleotide messenger RNA. Its product is annotated as protein ARABIDILLO 1-like. Gene Ontology annotation, molecular function: protein binding. The record is from RefSeq and is a predicted model, not a curated record. The transcript is spliced from 2 exons. The annotation marks the transcript as partial. Lineage: Eukaryota; Viridiplantae; Streptophyta; Magnoliopsida; Fabales; Fabaceae.